CUUUCUCCCUUCCUCCCUCCUUCCUCCUCCACAUCCCCCCCCGCACCCCUCUCGCCAUCACAACGACGACGAGAGCCCGUCAUGGCUGCCGCACGACGCUCCUCCCAUGCUGCUCCCUCCAAGGAGGGAAAGCACAUUGACCAGAAUGGCCAGGUCUUUGAGCUGCCCACCUACACCAUGAAGAUGAUCCACGACGCCAUCCCAGCACACUGCUUCCAGCCCUCCAUCCUCCGCUCCAUGGCCUACGUGGUGCGCGACUACUUCUACGUCGCCGCCCUCUGCUACGCCGCCUCCUACAUCGAGUACAUCCCCAACGCCUACGCGCGCGGCGUCGCCUGGGCUGCCUACUCCGUGCUCCAGGGCUUCGUGUUCACCGGGAUCUGGAUCCUGGCACACGAGUGCGGACACGGUGCUUUCAGCAAGAACAAGCGCCUCAACAACAUUAUGGGCCUGAUCAUGCACUCCUUCCUCCUCGUUCCCUUCCACAGCUGGCGUAUCAGCCACAGCGCCCACCACAAGGCUACGGGUAACAUCGACAAGGAUACGGCUUUCGUGCCGCACGUGCGUGAGAGCUGGGUUAAGUCGUAUCAGGGCCAGGACGCGGGUGUUGAGUCCGUGGAGCUGUCGCACCUCGCUGAGGACGCCCCGCUUGUUACGCUGUGGGUGUGCAUCAAGCACCAGCUUUUCGGGUGGCCGGGGUACCUCUUCGCCAACCUGACGGGACAGAAGUACGACAAGGGCUUCCCGCAGUUCUCGCACUUCUACUUUGGCGAGGACAGCGUGCUGUUCAAGAAGGAGCAGCUGCCUUUGAUCAUGCUCAGCGAUGCGGGCGUUGCUGCCAUGAUUGGCCUCCUUAUUGUUGGUGGACAGAUGAUCGGUAGCUGGAACAUGGUUCUUUACUAUAUGAUCCCCUACCUCUGGGUGAACCACUGGAUUGUCGCCAUCACCUUCCUCCAACACACCGACGGCAGCCUCCCCCACUACAACAACAACACCUGGAACUUCGCCCGCGGCGCCACCGCCACCAUCGACCGCGACCUCGGUUUCAUCGAUACGCACCUCUUCCACGACAUCAUCGGCACGCACGUGUGCCACCACCUCGUCUCCACAAUCCCCUUCUACCACGCCGGCGAGGCCUCGGACGCCAUCCGCAAGGUGAUGGGGACGCACUACCGCGCUGACCGCGCGACGCCGUUCAUGUGGGCGUUCUGGAAGAAUCAGCGCGCGUGCAAGUUUGUGGAGGAGAGUGUUGAGGGGAGUGGAGUUUACUUUUACCGUAACCUCCAUGGGACGGGAGAGCCGCCGAAGGAUUUGACUGGCGGAAAGGCCCAGGAGGUCGCCGAGUUGUUGGGGGGGAAGAAGGGUGCGGCGACUACGACGACUGGUGUUGCGGCGGCGUCACAGGCGAAGAGGAGACUGAGUCACUCGGCGCAGAUGACUGCUAAGGCGUUGCCGAUUUUGGUUGCGGAGUAAAGAACUGGCCGUUUGGAUAAGUUCCUUUUUCUCUGUGGUUGAUCGAUCUCUGGCAUCUUGCGUUCGCUUGCGUCGGGGGCGUGUAUUUGUACGAUAUUUCCCCUCCUCCUCUCCCACGCUUUGGGACUCACACAUACAUACACCUUUUCAACAUCUCUCGUUUUCUGCUGGGAAUAUAACAACUUCGGCUGGUGGAUAUUUGAUACUGUCCGCCAUUUGGACACCCUGCUCGACAGCAACACAAUUCUGGAUAUCCGACAAUCAAUCUCGUCAUGAUUUUUCCUUUUAGAAUCUUUUCCUACUUUCCGGGGGGGGGGUUUUUUUAAUAGAGAGGCAUAGAUACAAGACUUAGACAAAGACGCUCGGUGCGGUUGAUAGACGAAAAGAAAAGAGAGCUGGAUUAGAGCUGGUGUUUUGUUUUGGUGGAUAGAGGAAAAGGGGAGAGAGAAUAAUACAUACAAUGAGAUACCCUGGUACCCAUCACAUCCCAUCUCUGUCUGUCUGACUAAUCUAAAAACCAAACUGUGAGGCCAACGACAUCAUCAAUGAUCGUGGCAUAAAAGUAAUGAGAGGAGCGAUAUAACUAAAUAGCA
Pseudogymnoascus destructans is the source of this 2066-nucleotide messenger RNA. RefSeq lists its product as uncharacterized. Gene Ontology annotation, biological process: lipid metabolic process. The record is from RefSeq and is a predicted model, not a curated record. The coding region runs from base 82 to 1473 and encodes 463 amino acids. The transcript has 2 exons. Lineage: Eukaryota; Fungi; Ascomycota; Leotiomycetes; Thelebolales; Thelebolaceae. Gene Ontology annotation, molecular function: oxidoreductase activity.